Messenger RNA from Larimichthys crocea (large yellow croaker), 4967 nucleotides. RefSeq names its product chromosome 6 C1orf226 homolog (gene c6h1orf226). The record is from RefSeq and is a predicted model, not a curated record. Lineage: Eukaryota; Metazoa; Chordata; Actinopteri; Sciaenidae. The transcript has 4 exons. The coding region runs from base 723 to 1703 and encodes 326 amino acids.
GUUGCAUUAUUCGCAUUCGUUCCGUGUUUUGGCGUCCGAUCACUUCUUUCAUUCUAACCAGAUUUCUGGAUUAUAUUUCAUCUUCUUCUCCUUUGUGAUUUUAAACGCAGCCUCCACAGUAAAGUGCGUAAACAUCCGUCCAUUAUUAAAACAUCCUUAGACUCUCGGACAGAUGACAGGACAGGUCUGAAUGUGGCUACCUGCACACACAGACACACAAUCUGCUAUAUAAUUAAAUUUACUGCCCGCUCCUCUGUGGUUUCACUUUGCACCACUCUGCUGUAGAAGUUGAUUUGUGACUUGAUGGCUCCUAUGAAUAAUUUCCUGCAAGCUGUAAAGUAAAUGUAUAUCUUCCCCUCUGUUUUUCUUCCAUCUCUCCCUCUCUCUAUCUCUGUGAGUUACUCUAAAUGUCCCGUGUAUCAUGUUGAGUCAUAAUAGUGGAUCACGUUUCCCUCGGCCUCUGCACUAAUGUGCUCUUUGUAGAUCUCUGGAUUGGCCCGAGUAAGUGAAAUGCUCUUGCGUGCAAAGGGAAGUCAAGGUUACAGGUUUUGACGCUCCGUCUGAUCCCACACAGAGAUAUGUUUUCCUCCAUUUAUCUGGCCUGUACCUGUUACGCACUACUUCCUCUGACCCUCUUGUAAAAGACGUGAAUCAGCAGCAUCUUUGUGUCCUAAGCAGAAAUAUCUGAAAUGAUCUGAAAUGUGAUACUUCUGUCUCAUUAAAUGCCUUCCGAGAAACGUUUCUCUCCAAGAGUUGAUCAAAGUAUGUUUGAGAACUCCAUUGCGCAGCAGCAGAGUCCUCAGACCUCCAGACCAGGCCAGACCUCGGCCCGACGCUCCCUAGCAUCAAGUAAUCCUAACGUGGGGUCCAUCUCCGUCGACUCUCCGUCCUCCGGAGGCCAGCAGAGGCUUAAAAACGCCAUUAAUCUGGGCAAAGCUGUCGGCGCUAAGGUCAAUGACUUGUUAAGAAGAAAAGAGCCCAGCCACCUCGGGGACAUCGGGGUCACUGAGAUCAACAAGAACGUCGGUGUCGCGUGGACCUGUAUGGACCAACUCAACCAGACCACUGCCAACAGUCACAUCUCCUCCUUCGACUCCUUCCCUCGUCUCGACCCGCCACCCCCGACGGGGAAGAAGCGUCUCCCCCGGGCGCUGAAGACCACCCAGGACAUGAUGAUCUCGUCUGACCCCGUGGUCUCCUCUCCAGACACUGCCGACUCUUCCUCCUUCCUCUCUUCUCCCGACAAGACGCCCCUCAUCGUUAAGGAGGAGCAGCAGCAGGGCGAGAAAGAGCAAGAGGGGUCAGAGGAGGUCACAUCACAGCUGGACCCGGCAGAGGAGAAAGUCACUGCUGAUGUGGAGACGACAGGAAGCCACAACAAAGUGGAUGGAGAGAUACAAGGAGAAGAAGAGGGUGUGGAAAACGGAGGAGGCGAGGAGGAACAUCAGACGCAGCUCCAGCUCUCAGUGCCAGACCUCAUCAACAAAGAUCAGCUGGAGCCCAGAGCCAAACCCUGUGAUGUCUGGCAGAAGGUGUCGGGGCCAGACUCCCGGCUGGCCUCCACCCCCUGCUCGGGGAAAACUCCAAUCCGCAUCAGCCUUGGCGAGGAGGUCCUGCUGGGGAACGGCGCCCCGUGCAGCAAAGGCAGCGGAGUGAAUCCCGAAGACUCGGAGCCGCACCCGGACCUGCUGUCGUUUGAGUAAGGAGCCGAGCCGGGGUCAGACCAGUUCAGUAUGUCUCAACUCUUUUCUCUUCAUUUGGACUCCAGAGACUCGAGGGGUAAUUCCAACAGACUGUAAGAAAGUACUGCGGAUCAAAUAUUCACCCACACCUUUAAUUAUAUAACCGGCUCCAGGGUUUGCUCGAGGAAAAGGGAUCAAGUUCUUCCUGGAGUCGGAUCAGAUGAUUUUUAACUUUUUAGCAACUUUUUCGAUGAGUUCAAAGGUCGAGCUAAUGUCACUGCCAGCUUUUCCAACACUACACGAUGAACACGCAGCGUAUUUAACAUUUCAGUACAGAGAACUGUCAUGUCAUGUCUGCUUUAGGGAGGCGAUAACACCAGAAAACGUAACAAUAAAUGUGAUUAAUGAGCUGAAAUUUCCCUUUAAAUGGGCUGAAAAUGUAAAAAUCUUCAUUUAUUACCUGAAAAAGAAAAAACAUCAAAACUUUCUAACUUUUUUAAGAACGCGUGUUAAGUUAUCCGUAUUAAGUUAUUAUCAAGACGCCGAUUUCAAACAUUUUGAAACCAUUUAAAGGGACGUUCGUUUCACGUUGGUCGUACAAAAAGCUGCUGCAAAGAAACCAAACACACACCGCAACUGACGUGAGUUAUACAGCAAUCUAAAUUAUUACAAUCGUAUAACAUUUAUAUAAUCGUUUCAUCAGCAUGAGCGCAGAUUUCGGAGGAGCCGAAGGGGACGUGAAGAAGAAGCAGAGCGGCUGUGGACGUGUUACGAGGUGGAAAGGUUUCUCGGGGGGGCGUUCACUCUCAGUUCAGUCGGUACAGUUCGAUCAGCGCUGGAAGCCUUUUGACCUUUGACCUCAUCCGUAUGAAAUGAUUUCUGACGCGCUUACACAACUUCCACGCCGGCCUCAGGCUCAAAUCGUGAUCCUGAAAUCUGCCUUUUAAAGUUCUCGACAAGCAAGAGUAUCGAUCAGCUUCCCGAUCGAUCGCUCACUUUUCUUUUAAUUUGUCGUUUUUAGAUUUCAGAGUUAUUUUAUUUUGAGAUGAAACUGGAUGAAAAUGAUGCAUAAAUAAACAUCGAUGAGGUUCUAAACACCAGAUCAUGAAGAUUUUGGUUUGUUUUUGUAAGUCAUCUUCGGAAGAAGACAUGAAGUCCAUGUUCGACAGGUAAUUUGCUGAAGUUAUAAUAUUUCAUAAACCCACAGGAUGAUCCUCUUAACCCCGGAUCAUCCUACAUGAGUUCAUCUCUGGCUUCCAGGCUAAAAACUGUAAACUAGCUGAACUGAAAGUCUGAUUACCCCCAAAAACCCGACAGAGAGUCACGAUGGAUGGAUGGAUGGAUGGACGGGUGGGUGGCACACGGAGGGCGGACCGGUGAAAAGUUGUUUUUGAGCGAAAAAAGACAAGCGAGAUAAUGAGCUGUCAACAGGAAGGAGAUGAAAGAGGUGUGUGUGUGUGUGUUUUAUUCCAGCAGAUCAUUAAGCGACGGACCAAAGACACAAAUUAACGGCUCAGUCAGACAGGUUGUUUUUGUCAUCGCUCUGAAAAGCUCUGGAUUUUAGAUUUGAGCGACCUGACUGCAUGAAAAAGAAAAAGCAACAAUUCACACAAAAGGAUUUUAUUUUCACCUCAUCGACUGAUCAGAGAGUGAGAACCAAAGUCAGAGUGUUUGAGACAUUUUUAAUUCACAUCCAGACUGAGCAGGGAGUCGGGUGAAGGUGAGCUGACAUUAACAGAAAAUAUCCUACAGAUCGAAGUCGAUAUCUUCAUUUUAUAACACUUAUUCUAUUAUCUGUGCGACUUCAAAAGCUCCCAAGUCCUGACCCUGAAGCCGACCACGUUUUCCUCUGUGAGGUCCUGCUGUGGCCUCUCUAUGUGACCGCUUGUGCCCUUGCAGGGAUUUCCUGAAUCUUCAAAAAAAAAAAGAAAAGAAAAGAAAGGGCAAAGUAUUCCCAGAAGACGAGACACGGACACAGAGCUACAGCUGUAGUUGCGGUCAGGUCGUGCCCAGCAGAAUGACAGGAAUGUGGAGCUGGACUCUGUCAGAGAAAGGAAGCUUUGUCUCUCUGCGUCUGUCCCCGACCGAGAGAUCCUCGUUUGUUUUAAAGCUGCAACAAAACAGCUGACGUCCCCAACGAGCCGGAAUUACAAAAAAAAUAAUCUCCCCGGUUAGUUUGAUCUAGAAAUCCACAGAUCUGUUUUUUGUAUUUCCAACUUCACUCACUGAGAAACAAAAACCUGCUGCUGCUUUUCAAAUGUCAUUUCUCAGCUGUUGUUUCCAAAAGAAAACAAUUUGCAUAGCGAGAAAGACGCAUAAAUGGGAAAAUGUUUUGACAUUUGGAUGAACUCACAUGUAAAGAACGGGAAAAAUAUUCAGAAAAUUUAAAAAACUGAGGCAGCAGCGACACAAAAUCUGACCAAAACUUCAUCGACCGCGUUUUAAAAAUGAGAUUUUGGCAUCAUUUCAUGUUUUAUGCUAAUUACCGCCUGUAUUUCACAUCAGAUUAAAACAUUAAUCAUUAAAUAUGCAACAAGUUAAAUGAUUAAUUGUGUAUUUAUAAGAGUUUAACACUCCACUUUAAACCAGUGACAACAAAUACAGAAAUGUCUCUUUGGAAAUAACCAAAUAUUUUUGGACCCAUCACAUAAAAAAUGUUUUCAUGGCCUCGAAAUGAAAGAAAAGUUUGUGUUUAGGGUUCAGGUGAUGAUCCAGACUCUGACUCAGCUUCUGUUUUCAGUCAGAGACGCAGUGACUGUACAAACCACUUCUUUAGAUUUUGAUUGUAUUUUCUGAUGAAGGAACAGCUAGUGUACAUUUUAUGGAAAUAUUCUAUCGCUUUUUUUUAUGAUAUCUGUGAAUAUGCAAAUUUGUUCUUGCUCUAACGAAUGAAGGAACGUGAUUUCUUUUGAUAUCCAGUCAUAGACUCUAGUUACGUUGUUUUAGCUGAUCUCGAUAAAAGAAGAAAUCAUCUCGCUUUGUUUUUUUUGUUUUUUUUGUUUUUUCAUGUUGUCUUUGUCGAUAUAUAAUAUCAUCCGAUAUGAAGAAUGAAGGAAGCUAAAUGCUGCACAUAUAUAAAGACAUAAACGGACCGCCGAGGACAAACUCUGGACUUUCUUUUUAUCCGUUAUAUCUGAAAGCUUGAUGAAAAUAUGCUACAAAAAUCAAAAUGAAUGAUUAUUUUGUUUGUUUUAUUUUCCUAAUGUAUCUUUUUUUUUAAAGUGGGGAUGUAAUAACUCCUGUAAUGACUGUAAUCUUUUAAAAAAAAUCUGGAAAUAGACCUAA